AUGUCUAGGCGCAACCGUAUCGGUGACGGCCACCGCAAUGUCGCGAAGUGGCGCCGACACCGCGCGUCACGACACCCGCGCCCUAGCCAACUGCCCACUUCGUUGCACUUGCCGCAAUGGCACCAAAUCCAGCUGCCGCCAUUUGAAAAGAACUGGUACCAGGAACACGCCGACACAGCCCUACGGUCAGGUGAUGAGGUGGACUAUUUCAGAAAGUCCAACGGAAUCACCGUGAAGGGAGACUACGUGCCCAAGCCCAUAUUUGAUGCUGUUGAAGCAAUCCUUCCCGACUCCGUAAGAAAAACCAUCGAAGCCCAGAAUCUUUUCACGCUCACAGCCGUGCAGGCUCAGUGCUGGCCAGUGGCACUCCAGGGCAGGGACCUUCUGGCCACUCUACGGAACGAUGCAGAAGGCAAGACACUGGCGUACCUCGUUCCCGCCAUUGUCCAUACAAUGAACCAGCCUCCCGUUCAACCUGGUGACGGGCCAAUCGCCGUGGUGCUGGUGGCUGGGCGGGAAUCUGCACUACUGACUCAGCAGGCGGCAUCUAAAUUUGAAGCAUAUACCGGAGUGUGCAGCACUUGCGUCGUUUCACGAGAUAUCGACGGACAGGAAGUCGCUCACCUUAAGAGAAGCAGCAAGCUGUGUGUUGCGACACCGGGCCGCCUCCUGUCUUUGCUGCAAGAAGGCAAGGUGAACCUCUCUCGAUGCACGUUCGUGGUUGUUGAUGAGCUUGACCGCAUGUUGAUCCUCGGAUUAGAGCCGCAAGUUCGCCAGGUUUUCAAGUACGUUCGGCCGGAUCGCCAGACUCUCGUCUGGGGAGCCGCGCCGUUGUUUAUGGACGCGCGUGCUCUUGCCGUGGAGUUUUGCGUGCACGGACCCAUAGAGGUCGCCGUCGAGCCGCCGCACGCUUUGUUCAACCGACAAGUGAGACACUUCGUUCGGGUGUGUGGGGACGCAGGGAAAAUCGACGCCUUCGCUGCCAUCUGCGAAGAAAUUUUCGACGGAGAGCGAGCGGACGAGACAGAAGAAAAGUCUAUCGUCUUUGCCGAUUCAGCGCAGACUGUCUCCGACCUGACGAGGAUGAUUCGGCGGUACCCGCGUUUCGUCGUCGGCGUGCACGGCCGCCAAGCUGACGAUAAUCGGCAAUGGACGACCAACGCAUUUCGAAAGGGCUGGUACACCGUCCUCGUGGCGACCAGUUCGGUGGCGAGAAACCUGAACGUACCGGAGCGAGUACAGUUCGUAGUGAACUACGACUAUCCGGGAGGUCCUGAUGAGUACAUACGCCGGACCGGCUUUGCGGCCUCUGCGGUGUACACAAUAUUCACGCCGCAAAAUUGCCAGCACGCCGAAGGACUGAUAUCGAUCCUAGAGAGUGCCAAGCAGGAGGUGAGCCCAGAGCUGAAAAAUAUUCGAGCCUGUGGCAGACCCAAAGUUUGA
Messenger RNA from Rhipicephalus sanguineus (brown dog tick), 1443 nucleotides. Its product is annotated as probable ATP-dependent RNA helicase DDX5. The coding region runs from base 1 to 1443 and encodes 480 amino acids. The transcript has a single exon. Lineage: Eukaryota; Metazoa; Arthropoda; Arachnida; Ixodida; Ixodidae. Gene Ontology annotation, molecular function: RNA helicase activity; ATP binding; RNA binding. Gene Ontology annotation, cellular component: cytoplasm; nucleus; ribonucleoprotein complex. The record is from RefSeq and is a predicted model, not a curated record.